Molecule: messenger RNA, 3556 nt
Organism: Catharus ustulatus (Swainson's thrush)
Lineage: Eukaryota; Metazoa; Chordata; Aves; Passeriformes; Turdidae
Gene: FBXL22
Product: F-box and leucine rich repeat protein 22
Exons: 2
Coding region: 1085-1852 (255 amino acids)
Biological process (GO): SCF-dependent proteasomal ubiquitin-dependent protein catabolic process
Cellular component (GO): SCF ubiquitin ligase complex
Molecular function (GO): protein binding
Source: RefSeq, a predicted model, not a curated record
CUGGUAUGUGAAAUCUUGUCCAUUUUGUGGCACAGACCAGAGCUGUUUCUGAAGGGGGAGAGGGAACAGCAAGAUUAAAUGACAAAGGAUAUAAAGCUCUAAAGAGCAGCAGUUGUUAAACAAAGCUUACUGUAUACAGUAGAAAGUUACUAAGAAAAGCAUGCAGCAGAAGGAGCUGCCAUUUCUGUGUGUAUGCCAGCUGUGUUCACACACACACACUCCAACCUGCCCUUGUAGCUUUAUUUAGGAACAACUUUGCUACAUUUUCUCCAAUUAUUGUAAAACAAAUACUUAUACCUGGAAAACCACUUUCAUAUCUCCUUUUUUCACCAAAGGGUGGAAAAAAAGGUUUCUAUGGUAACAGAACUAAACCUACAAAACCAGAACAGCCAAAUUUGUAAAACUUGAGCCAAUAGAAGACAUGUAUUAAAAGCACAAGCCCACAAGGAACUAAAUAUAGGCUUGCUGUUCCCGUGUGUGUGUCAUUGCUCCCCUCCUGCAGAAGGUGGGGACACUGCCAGCUUUGUUUGUAGAAUGACAGCUCAGCCUCAAGUAACUGUGGGCAGGAAACUGCCCCUACCUCUGAGGCUUGUAAACUGAACUGCCUUACUGUGUGUGUGCUUCAAGGCACCCAGAGAAUAUUUCAGCUCCUUCUAAAGAACUGCUUCUGAGAGUUCUGUUACCCAUGUAACAGUCCUUGACCAUGAACCAAAGAUGAAACCUCAGAAAAAUCAGUGAACAAGACCAGAAAUGGUGUACACUGCAAAACCAAAGUGUGGCUCAGAAAGCCAGAUGUCCUGAAUGGGAAACAUUGACAAAGAUAUGCCUGACAGCUGUAGCUACAGCCCCACCCCACUCCAGUAAUUCAGCACAAGAACUUUGCUAAACUUCAGCAGAGUCUGUAAGGGAAAGAAAAAAAAAAAUCCCUUUUAAGGAAGCAUUUCAUGACAGUCAAGUUGUACAUGCCCAUUCCAUUCCCUUGGACAAAGGAAGCACAAGCUGCAUGCAAGGUUCUUUUCCUUUCCCUGUUCUGAGCUUCUGCACCAUUUGUUAGCCAAAAAUAAACCCCAUUCCACAACCAUAUAUGUGCAACAGCCUCCUGGUGAGUGUGAGCCCCCUCCAGCACUGCUAUUACUCCACGAGGCCAAGAGACUGCCACUGCUGCUGGGCAAUGCAUAUAACCCAGCUCAACCGGGAAUGCCUUCUACAUCUCUUCUCUUUCCUGGACAAAAACAGCAGGAAAAAUCUAGCAAAAACAUGUCACAAGUUGCUAGAAGUGUUCCAGGAUCCUUUACUGUGGUCUUUGUUGAAGUUUCAUUCUCCAGUGGAACUAAAGAAGGAUAAUUUUCUCCUGGGACCUGCUUUAAAACACUUAUCCAUCUGCUGGUAUUCAGAGAGAGUCAAGUUGUGUAACAUUGAGGAUUGGAUGAAAAACAGUUUCCAGAAAGACUUCUGUAAGAGGCAUGAGAACACUGUCAAUGAUUUUUUACUAGACGUUUGCAACAGAUGUCCAAAUCUGCUGUCUCUGACCCUCUCUGGAUGUGGCCAUGUUACAGACGACUGCAUUUUGCAGCUUCUCAAGAACUGCCCAAAGCUGAGGAGCCUCAAGCUGGAGAACUGUGUGCAGAUCAGUGACCACACGCUGGAGGCAGUGACCCUGCACGGGGCAUCGCUGCAAACGCUCCAUGUGGAUUUCUGCCGCAAUGUCACACGGGCUGGGCUGGACAGAGUCAGGGCAAAGUGUCCUUCAGUGAUGCUGAGGGCAGACAGAAGUGGUGACAUGAUCCCAGACAGUAAGCCAGAAAAAAAGCUGAUGCUUGAAAAAGCAUCAAGAAAAUUGGUUCAGCUUUAAAUGCAGCAAAAUAAUCAGUGUGGGUAUUUUGCAUCACUGAGGUUGCAAUGAACUGUGGCUACUUCCAAGGGUUCUGGUCAAGGCCAAACAAAUGGUUGUUUUGUAAAGGGUGUACUGGGAAAAGGCGUGCAUCUCCUCCUGGAUGUGUUUCAGGAAAAAACAUUUGCUCUCUGUUGUUCCUUGAAACUGGAAAACCCUGCACUGCUGUCACAAAAUGCCAGACCUGCUGAAAACUGCAAUUCUGGCACUCUCCUGCUGCAGAUGCACCUCACUUAGAAGAGGGAAGCAGUGGUGUGUUUAAUGAGGCCAAAUAACUUGAUGGAGUUCAAGAAAUUUUAUGGAUUUUUAGGGAAGUUUAACAGUAGUUUGACACAGUGCAGUAAGUCUGAUGGCAAGGUGCACUGACUGCAUGGAAGAAACACAGAGUGAACUGAGGCAGAAUGAGUCACACAGGGACCUGAGAACACAAACAUUAAGGAAGAGCUUCCCACUGGGUCACAAGGUUCAGACUGGACCCUCACUUUCAAAACUCCUCAUGUAAUGGGCAUAAAGCCACAGCAGAGUCACUGUAGCCACUGUAGGAUUGUCACCAAUUUCAGGGCAAGAGUGAUUAACAAACUUCUGUUAAAGGAGUUAUCCCGACAGUCAUUCCAUCCAAAAAGGAGAAUAACCACUCCCUGAAAGUCUUUCUAAAAAAAGCAGAGUACGGACCACCAGCACUUCCUCAGUGAUUGACAGUGGCAGCUAAUUUACCAGACUUUUUUAUUUAAUGAGGGAAGCACAAAUUCAAGGCACACAAAACACAGUUAGACCCUCUGCAUGAUGUACUUACAUAAUGUGAGAUGCACCAAGUGAUUUUAUAAAGCUGACAUUAAAGGAAGUGCAAUACGAACAAGUGCUAGUUCAGAGAACUAACCCACAAGACUGUGACGAACAGCCUGUAGCUUUACAUGCUAAAUUAGGAAUACACUACAGACCAGCUCUAUAUAAACACCCAUUUCUCACUGCAAAGUACAAAACCAGCAGCUAUUUUCAUCUCAAAGCACAAGACUGUCCCUUUUCUGCACACUGUUCUGCUACCUGGAAGUGAAACGUUUUCUAACAUGCUUUUGAUACUAUGCCACCAACUACAAAAUUUGACACCAAAGAGGACUUUACAGCUCUCAACAUAACUGAAUAUGCUUACUUCUCCUUCUGAUCCUGGUUAACUGAUCCAGAUAUCUUGGGUAUUCUCUAAAUUGGCUCAGCUAAGAAAUAAAUCACAGCAUUACAGCAACUUAGUCAAUCAAUGCUGCAAUUCUAGAGAAACAUUUGACCAGUACAAGCAUCUGUAAGAAAAACUCACCCAGAAAACCCAUGAGGAAAAUAAAUUAUUGCAUCUUCAUUACUUAGGGAUAUUUAACAGCAUGACACUGUAAAACUGGUAUUUCAUUAACUCAUUCCUAAUGUUCAAGUAGGGCCCUUGGGCACCUCAAGAUAAGGAAGAAAACUGGAAGUACAUACAGGACAAACAGCAAUCCUCAGGCAGCACUGACAGCUGCAAAAGGACAUUGGUGAGCUGAAACAGAUUUACUGUGCUGUGGAAAUUGGGAAGUUGACACAACUCAUACCUUGGAUACACAACAGCAGUUCUGAAACACUAAUCUUAGAGAAAUUAGGAUUUUAGUUUAAAAAGUUAAAAGUUAAAAGAAACUGGGCUUGAGA